UUGAUAAGCCGCUCCGCGAACAUCGAUCCCAUAAUGAUUGCGAAAUUACUUUUUAUCGUCACAUUUAUCGGAGCCGGUUUCAGUUUACAGUUAAAGCAAGUGGUUAUACUAUCCAGGCACAAUAUACGGACGCCUUUGACGACCAACUUACAGUUAUUGACCCCUAAACGAUGGCCUAAGUGGAACGGAGAAACGGGGUUUCUCACACCAAAAGGACGUAAACUCGAACAAGCUAUGGGGAGGUAUUUUGCCGACUGGAUUAUCGAAGAGAAGUUACUAUUGGACAAGUGCUCGAGAAAUCAAGUGUUUGUGUAUUCUAAUACGAGAGAAAGAACUAUACAAACCGCAAAAUCGUUCGCUGAAGGCGCUUUUGGGGAGUGCGCCGAAGUUUAUUAUAAAAACAUGACGGGAAUGGAUCCAGUUUUCAAUCCAGUUAUAAGGAAUGAUUCGGAAGAGUUUAGGGAGGUCGUUUUAAGUGAAAUGCAAGCGCAAUUGAAUAAUAUCGACGUAAAAGACGCGCUAUUAAGGCUGAAUAAAAUAGUCGAUGUUAAAGAUUCGGAAUAUUGUAAAACUGAACAUGUUUGCGAUUUGAGUGAGGUGAAAAAUAAAAUAGUUUUCGAGGUAAAUAAGGAACCAGAUGUUGUUGGGGCGAUACAGCUUGGAAAUACUUUGGUGGAUGCUUUCUUGAUGGCGUAUUACGAUGGAAUGAAAGAAGACGAUGUAGCAUGGGGACAAAUACGAACAGCACAAGAAUGGGAGUCAUUUUUGAAGAUCGUCAAAGCUUAUCAUAAGAUCCGUUUUCAAACUAAGCUCUUGGAUAAAGAUGUAGCUUCGACGUUGCUUAAAUAUUUGGGGGAUGUGUUUCAAAAUGGCAGUAAAAAGUUCUAUGUACUUGUAGGACAUGACGCUAACAUAUUGUCGCUAAUGUCAGCUUUGAAUUUUAAAGAUUAUUCGUUGGAUGGUCAGUUUGAGAAGACGCCUAUUGGCGGGAAAGUGGUGUUUGAGAAGUGGUACGAAGAAGAGAAUGAUAGAGAGCUCCUGCGAGUGCGCUACGUGUAUCAGUCCUCGAAGCAGAUCAGAGAUGGCGUUGAAGCCAGUUUACAGCACCCGCCGCUAGAGGCGCUGCUGCAAAUGGAAGAUUGUGCUGUUGACGAAAACGGGUACUGUCCGUGGAACGAUUUUAUAAGAAAAUUUAACAUAGUUUAGUCAAUAAUAGUAAUUAAUCAGACGGUCGGUGAAGGAGCGUUGCUUUAGUAGGCUCACAAAAGUAUUAAGCAGUCUUGUCAGGUGGCAAAACAAAUUGUGCGCCUUCAACGCCUGGUAAUGCCCCUACUCACAUACUCCGUUGGCAUACUAAGGUGGACUCGGACCGAUCGGACGGAGGGUCCUACUACUGCUCAUCACACCACACCCUGUACUGUAGCCAAGUCCGACUCCGUUCUGGCUGAUAGAUCGAUCGCAGCGCCGGGCCGUACUCGUCAACAUAACCACCCCCCAUGAAUCCCAUGAUGAGAAUCUCGUGAAAUCCGAGAAGGACAAGUCCAGCUAGUAGAGUCAGCAAGAAGUUGCUAAGCGGGCGAGGUGCUGCUGACUGUACGUAGACUUGGCUCACGAGAUAACCGCCAUGUGAUACUUGUGUCAGCGAAUGGUUUCAUAGCGAAGAGUCUCGACCAACAUCUUGAGAGAUUUCGCUAGGUGGCUGGAUCAAGGGUCAGAUGCAGAAGGGGGUAUCUUGGACACGGCGCGUAUGGUACGUCGGUUUUUCUCUCUUGAGGCCCUGAGCUUGGGCCUUGUCUCGCUGCUGGCGGCACCCUAUGUUAGGUUUUUCAUAAUGUGUGUAUAACUGUAUAUGCGUAUUUUACUUAAGGUGCCGCGAGGCAAUUUCGACUGCGGGUUAAUUUCAACUAAUCGAAAUAUCUUCCAUGUUUUACUUUAUUAACUAGAGUGUUAUAUAUGUCGGUAUAGCGAAAAAGAUGUGUUGAGUAUGACUAUAGUUAAUAAUGUAAAACAUGGAAGUUAUUUCGAUUAGUUGAAAUUACUCCGCUGCACCUUACACAUUAUAAAUGACCUAACUUAGGACCUAUGAAUACAGGAUAAAAAUAAUAUUCAGUGUGUAUAUCGUAAAUCAUUUAGUAUAUGGACAGUAAAUGUUAUGAACCUAUUCUGAAUACGUAAUAAAGUUAAGUAGUUAUCCACAUGUCAUUUGCAUCAGUCGAUAUUGAAUCGUUAGUAUAAUAUUUACAGGGAAAUUACUAUUAUCUUAAAACACGUCAUUAUGGAUAAUGAUAACAGACAGAAAUAGUACUUAAGAUAAUAAUAAUAUUUGAGUUGACACAUCAUUGUUAUUUUGCAGACGUUUUAGAUAUAAAUAGAUACUUAUCCUACUUUAAACAAUAGUUAUUUACGAUACAAUAUCAUUUUUUCGGUGAAGGAAAACAUCGUGAGGAAUCCGGACUAAUCCCAAUAAGGCCUAGUUACCCCUCUGGGUUGGAAGGUCAGAUGGCAGUCGCUUUCGUAAAAACUAGUGCCUACGUCAAAUAUUGUGAUUAGUUGUCAAACAGACCCCAGGCUCCCAUGAGCCGUGGCCAAAAUGCCGGGAUAACCCGAGGAAGAAGAAGAGUUAUUUACGAUACAAAUGCUGAAGUAGGAAUUAAAAUAUAAAAAAAAUAUCUAUUCGCACGUUUAUUGUACAAUGUUUUACCGUCGGUCGUGUCUUAAUUUUAUCAGUUGCGAAUUUCCUACUUUACGCACCUGUAUCGUAAAUAACUAUUUUUAGAAUAAGAACCAAGAACUUUUUGCAACAACCUGCGAAGUACUUUUUUACCACAAAUUAUGCUGUAGUUUCCUUAAAAUUUGCAAAUAGAACAAACAGGUUUGCUUUUUCUGUGUUAUGUAUAUUUUACGACUCUGAUUGAUUAAAUUUAUUCUCAAAGUGACUUUGAUACUUUUCCUUGAUAAUUUUAGACGACAGGUUAUCUUGUAGGUGGGUGUUUCAACAUAUUCUUGUCACUCGUUGCCAUGGUUGGUCUCCUGGGUCACUUAGUUUCUUUAUAUUUAAAUGAACCAAACUUGAUUAUUUUACAGUUAUAAGCUUAGCUUUCCAUAAUGAGACAUCUACUAAGCAUAUUUGUAGAACAUGGCAUGGCAGUUCUUGUCUCCUAGCUGAUGGGACAGAAUAACAACAAAAAAUAGUUGAUCGACCCAGGUAUUUAAUGUAUAAAAAGACAAUGUAUUUUUUUAAUUUGGGUAUAUUAGAUACGUUAAAUGCUGUGAAAUUAAUAUUAAAAUAUAUAAAAUAUCUACUAAACAGUCAUAUUAUUUUUAUAAUUCUAAUACAGUAAAAAGUUCGUAGAUUUAGAUCAUCGUCCAACUAUUUAAAAGUAAGUUUUCGCUUGACAAAUAGUUUUAUUUUAUUCUUGAUGAUUCUUUCUGAUUUUGAACUUUAUUACAAAGUGAUAGGGUUCAAUUUCGCAUAAUUUCGGACACCCUUAUGCCUUAUAAAAGCGUUAACACAAAUAAAAUCGAGUCAAUAUUUACAACUGGCCACCCAGUCGCAGAAUCGGUACGGUGCUUGUAAUAUUACCUUUAUGAUUAUUAAAAGAAGGUACAAAACCAAAUGUAUUAAACCAAUAAGUCAAACACAAAUUAACUACAUAGUAUUGUAGCGAAUAAACUUGAAAAUAGACAGAUUAGCAGUCUGUAUUUCACACUUGUUUCUCUAGAAAUACGCCUACUUCUAAUAUUAAAUACCGAAAAAUGUGCCUAGUUGCUUCUCAAUGGGUAAUUGUGCUCCAACAGUUUUUGUAUACACGGUGGCUAAAAAAUAACUGCAUUCCCGUUGCCAGGUUUUGGGAUUAUACUGAACAACUUUUACUAUGGGACCAACCCCGAAAUCACGAAAAACAAAGGAACCCUCCCAUAGAAAAUGGACCAGCCAAAACGUAUGAACGGGCCAAAUUUUUUUUCGCGAUUUCGGGGUUGGUCCCAUAGUAAAAGAUGCUCAGUAUAAUCCCAAAACCUCCCUGGCAACGGGAAAGCAGUUAUUUUUUAGCCAAUCUGUAUAUGAAAAUUAACUCAGAACCUCAUUCAAGUGUUACAACAUGAUAAUAAAGUGAUGGUCUACUUUAAAUCGCCAUAUCUAUCAACACACCUACCACAAUAUAAUUUAAAAAUUUAAUUAUUUUUCAAAUUUUGGAGCAAAGCAGGCACAUUAUACGGUAUGCGAAUCGUUGGUAUCGUCUUGGAUCGUCACAUUCGUUUUUCGUCAAGUUUUUAAAUUAGUCCUAUUCUGCUUUCGUCACUCAUUCUACAUUGAAAGCCACCGACGAUUGUGACGAAUGUAGAAUGAGUGACGAAAGCUGAAUAGGACUAAUUUAAGAACUUGACGAAAAACGAAUGGGACGACCCAAGACGAUACCGAAUCGUUUAAGCCUUGUGUUUGCAAAUACAUCGUGUUCUAGGUUAACUACGGGCUGGCUCUAUACCUAUUACCUGUCCAAACAGGCAUACGUUCGUAAUAUAUAACAAUACCUAAUAUCUCAUACAUAUAUAUGUUGCUAUUGAGCAAUGAAAAUUGUAUGUAAUUGGAAACACAAGGCUAAAGCGAUUUGCCGAUUAUUACUUAUUCUACAAUUCGUACUUAGAAACUAACAAUCUAUUAGUGUUUUUUUUUAUUAUGUUAUCGCAACAUAUUGUGAUAUAAUAUUACAUUUUUCACCCACAAAGCGAAAUUUUCGUUCCUGUGUCAGAUUGGAAAGUUACAAAAAGUUUCCAAAAAGUUGGAUAAGUUUUUGGAAAUGCCUGAAUACAUCCAAGAGAAAUAAAGCAAGAAAACAGUUACUCAAUACACUCUGUACAUCAAUGUUGCCCCAGAUAAUAAUCCCGUAGCAUAACACAGACGAUACGUAUCCGUAAUACGCUUUGCGUCUUUUGAGACAGUCGCUCAUUGCGUAUAUCACAUAUAAAGCUACUACUGAGUUACCCCACAUUAUAAUCCCGUAACGUAGUGCACACGACACCUAUCCGUGAUCCGUUCUUUUUUUAAGAAUUAUUCUCUGCGUUUCACGGAUACUUACCAUGUUUCUUAUACAGGGUGUUUUCCAACAUGGCAUUUUCAAUGCAGGGCUCGAUUCAACUCGCUGCACUGAGCUACUUUUUUUAUGGGACCAACCCAACAAAAUAUUGGCUUUUUAUACAUUUUGGCUGAUCAGAUGUCGAUGUUUUCUAUGGAAAAGCCAAGCAUUUUUUCGAGAUUUGGGGGUUAGUCCCAUAUUAAAAGCCGCUUUAUUUAGCGAGUAGAAUCGAGCCCUGCAUUUAAAGCACCAUGGUGGGAGACAU
This is a messenger RNA of Cydia fagiglandana, 5337 nucleotides long. RefSeq names its product glucose-1-phosphatase-like. The coding region runs from base 34 to 1206 and encodes 390 amino acids. The transcript has a single exon. The record is from RefSeq and is a predicted model, not a curated record. Gene Ontology annotation, cellular component: outer membrane-bounded periplasmic space. Gene Ontology annotation, biological process: dephosphorylation. Gene Ontology annotation, molecular function: sugar-phosphatase activity. NCBI's taxonomy places the organism in Eukaryota, Metazoa, Arthropoda, Insecta, Lepidoptera, Tortricidae.